This is a messenger RNA of Apiotrichum porosum, 1260 nucleotides long. RefSeq lists its product as uncharacterized. The transcript is spliced from 2 exons. Lineage: Eukaryota; Fungi; Basidiomycota; Tremellomycetes; Trichosporonales; Trichosporonaceae. Gene Ontology annotation, biological process: fungal-type cell wall polysaccharide metabolic process. The coding region runs from base 1 to 1260 and encodes 419 amino acids. Gene Ontology annotation, cellular component: fungal-type cell wall. The record is from RefSeq and is a predicted model, not a curated record.
AUGAAGGUCGCCUCCCUCCUUGCCGCUGUCGCCGCGCUGGCCGUCGUGGACGCCGCCCCGGCCCCCAACGCCCCGGGUCUCAUCAAGACUGGAUCGAGCAUUCAGCGUCGUGCUGGUCACGAGCAGCAUGUUGGCGCGCGCGACCACGGCAAUGCCAUCAAGUUCCCCCGCAACGCUGCCAAGAAGCGCGGAAGUGGCAAGUGCAAGCCUCGCCCCGCCACGGCUGCGUCUACCCCAGUCUCGACCCCAGUCUCGACCCCUCAGGGCGACAACUCUGCCACCCCGGCUGCAGACUCGACUGUCGCAUCCAGUGCCGCCGAGACACCUUCUGCAGGUGGCGGCGAGACUGGUGCCAGUGGCACACCUGUGACCACCCCGACCGCCGACUCGGCCGCCCCUGUGGACUCGACCUCGCCCGCCGAAAGCGCAACCCCGACGAGCUCGUCGGCCCCUGUUGCCACUGGCCCGGUCAGCUCGUCUGGCGACAUCCCCAACGGCAUCAAGGCUGGUAUCUCAGGCGGAAACGGCUUCGACUCGUUCUCUCCUUACAUCGGCUGGUGGUACGACUGGUCGCCUGCUCCCUCGGGACACUCUGGCACGCCCAUUGCCGUCCCCAUGCUCUGGGGUGAUGGCCACCUCGGUAACCCCAGCUCGGAUGUUCCCGACGAGACGCGUUACCAGGCCUUCCAGGCUCUGUCGGCAACCAACCCCACUCCCCCUUACGUGAUUGGCUUUGAGGAGCCCGACUGCUCGUCCUAUGGCUCGGCCAACAUGCCCGACGAGGCCGCGGCCGCCAAGACCUGGGACGACAACAUGGCCCGCUUCAAGGCCGCUGGCUCCAAGCUCGUCUCGCCCUCGAUGUGCAAGCAGAUCGACGAGACCUGGCUCACGCCCUUCGAGCAGGCUAUCUCGACGCCGUGGGACAUUACCAACGUCCACAUCAACAAGAACAACAUGGACGCUGUCAAGGCGGAACUCGACUACUACUACAACAAGUAUGGCAAGCCCAUCUGGGUUUCCGAGUUUGCCUGUGUCAGUGACUCGCCGUCCUGGACUCCUUGCACCGACCAGUCCGAGAUCAACACCUUCAUCACCGACAUUGUGGCGCUCCUCCAGGCUGAUUCGCGUGUGGCAGCCUACGCCAUCUCGACCGGUGUCGGCCUCAGCGACGCGUGGACCGCCGUUCAGUCCGACGGCACCACCCUCACCGAGACGGGCAACACGUACCUUGCUGCCAUCAAGAGUGCCGCUGGCAAGUAG